Messenger RNA from Zeugodacus cucurbitae (melon fly), 1608 nucleotides. RefSeq names its product lectizyme. The transcript has a single exon. NCBI's taxonomy places the organism in Eukaryota, Metazoa, Arthropoda, Insecta, Diptera, Tephritidae. Gene Ontology annotation, molecular function: serine-type endopeptidase activity. Gene Ontology annotation, biological process: proteolysis. The coding region runs from base 347 to 1300 and encodes 317 amino acids. The record is from RefSeq and is a predicted model, not a curated record.
UCCACAUGUUCGAACAAGAAGAAUCUUAUCUUAUCAUUAUCACAACGUCGCUGCUGGCUGCAGGUGUGACUAGUGAUCACUGGGUUAAGUAUAAAAAGUGCAAGCUCAGCGUCAGCGCUGACAAAGCGCAGACAGACCCGAAAGUGAUUGAAACUAAUUGAAAAGCAGCCAAGCAAAUAAGCAAUCGGAAUAUAUCUACUGAUCGUUAGACACGCGAAUAGUCCUCGCGUCGAGAUAAUUGUGAAAUUGUGCGCAUUUAAAUUGUAAAGUGAUAAUAAAAAAAUCGUAAUACCGCUUAACAACGGAGAAUUGUGUGUGGAACUGUAUUGAAUUACAAAAGCAAAUCAUGUUAAUCAAUUGGAAAAGUAUUUUGCUAAUAUUAUGUAUAAUAUUCAUACAAACAAUGGUGGUAUUAAGCACAAAUGCACCGUUGUCGGCUAGGAAAGCCCAACUAGCCGGCAUGAGUCCAAGGGCGGCACUGGGAUUUUUGGAGAAUCGACGUGGUCGAAACGAAAACACUAAAGCAUGGACACCAAAAUUGUUGGCGAAACGUGAGGCGGUUCCACAUUCGGCACCUUAUAUCGUAUCAAUACAACGCAUGACACCAGAUGACGGCCUCGUACAUUACUGUGCAGGCACUAUAAUUCAUGAGAACUGGAUACUAACAGCAGCUCACUGCCUCACUUCGGAUGAAGCAGUGGAAAACUCCAUCAUUGUCGCCGGCUGUCAUGAUCUACGCGGCACCGAAGAAGGCGACUGUGUACAGGUGCGCACUAUUGAUCACUAUGUGCGACACGAGCUCUACCUUGGAGGCAUUAAUCCGUAUGAUAUCGCGCUCAUCUACACCAAACGACCAUUGCAAUUUACACAGCAUGUGCAACCAGCACAACUGCCAGAACAGGAUGUGCUGCCAGUUGGUAGUGGCACACUUUAUGGUUGGGGUAAUAUUUCGAUGACGCUGGUGCCCAAUUAUCCACAUCGCUUGCAGGUAGCUGAUAUGCCCAUAUUGGAUAUGGAAAUAUGUGAACAUAUAUUGGCUGCCUCUGGUUUGCAACUGCACGAUACCAAUCUGUGUACGGGUCCACUAAAUGGUGGUGUCAGUAUCUGUACUGCCGACUCUGGUGGCCCUUUAAUACAACCCUGUUGUGAUGGUUUCGAGGAAGGUUACACAGUUAUUGGUAUAGUGUCGUGGGGCAAAAUGCCUUGUGGUCAGAAGAAUGCGCCAUCUGUAUUUGUGCGUGUUUCAGCGUUUACACAUUGGAUUAGUGACAUUAUCAUGACUUCAACACAGUUUGAUUAAAUAAAGGCGAAGACUUAAGGAGAGAGAAUUUAGAGAAUGCUAGCAAGCUGUGGACUGAAUGCUGAAAUGCCAAUAACUGUAUGGCGUGAAAACCGAAAUCAUUGUGCGUUGAAAUAGUGAAAAAGGAAAUCUCAUGAAUUUAGUAUUAAGAUUUUAGUAAAAUAUAGUAAAACUUUUAUAAUACUUAAUAAAAUUAAAAAUAUAUUAAUUACGCAGGUUUAUAAAAUAAUGAAACCUUGAAAAAAAAAAAUAUAUAUAUAUAUAAGAAAACUCGAAAAAACAAGAUAUGGAUAAUAUAAUAAAUAUAA